This is a messenger RNA of Ostrinia furnacalis (Asian corn borer), 793 nucleotides long. RefSeq lists its product as uncharacterized. Bases 167 to 751 code for a protein of 194 amino acids. The transcript is spliced from 4 exons. The record is from RefSeq and is a predicted model, not a curated record. Lineage: Eukaryota; Metazoa; Arthropoda; Insecta; Lepidoptera; Crambidae.
UGGCGCUUGUCGUUUCCGAAGCGCGUUAAAACAAUAAUAUAUUUAUUGUCUAAAUAUUAAAUAUGCAUAUAAUAUACCCACAGUACUUUGAUACAGUCAGUGGCAUAUAAUCUUCGAUGUUCGUCAGAGCUCGCGAUACUGUGACCUAACAUGCGACGUUCUAAAUAUGGAGUCGCAAGAGUUAAGUGCGGGGACAUCUCCAGCUGAGAAGUCCAAGAUGGCUCUGGCAGGCAAUUUCGACGGAAUGCUUCUUCCGCUGUACCCAGAACCGGAUGACAGCGGCAUCGACAGCGACAACGCUGAGUCACAGCAGCAGGCAGCUUCGGUACAGCGCUUUGAAGAGAGGUUCAUCGCUAAUCUAGAUCUUGCUGCGCUUCCCCGUGACGGCAAGGGCUGGUGCCAGCGAUACAAAGAACAGAGGAACAACACUGGGCACGGUCUCGCUAAAGGCAUCGAGGACGGUCAUCUCGACCCUUUCGACGUGGACUGGCCAAUAGGUCUCCGCAUGCCUCCUACGGUCCGGCAGCCGACUUUCGCCGAGCCUCGGCGCAGCGCUUCACCUCCUAUCCUGGAAGUGGAACUCACUGCUUCUGAAGAAGAUGAAGAAGACGAUGUGCUGGAGCUGGUCAUCCCGAUGCACCAACCGCGCUAUCAGAGGGUGCCGACCGACUCGCCGACUAGAGCCAAGCCGACAACUAAGGCAAAGAUAUACAGAUUCUUCUUGAGCUUGCUGUGCUGCUUCCGCAAGUAAAUUGUUGGGUGAAAGGCUUGAUUUACGUGGAUCUAUUCCAUG